This is a messenger RNA of Hemibagrus wyckioides, 637 nucleotides long. RefSeq names its product guanine nucleotide binding protein (G protein), gamma 5 (gene gng5). Gene Ontology annotation, biological process: G protein-coupled receptor signaling pathway. The record is from RefSeq and is a predicted model, not a curated record. The transcript is spliced from 3 exons. NCBI's taxonomy places the organism in Eukaryota, Metazoa, Chordata, Actinopteri, Siluriformes, Bagridae. Gene Ontology annotation, molecular function: G-protein beta-subunit binding. The coding region runs from base 82 to 288 and encodes 68 amino acids. Gene Ontology annotation, cellular component: heterotrimeric G-protein complex.
CAUAGGUGCGGCCAAAUUUUUCCCCCCCAGAUAACGGAAACUGAGUUCAUUCCGUUGUGUUUGUUGUUGUUGUUUGCCGCGAUGUCUGGAGCAUCUAACAUUAACGCGAUGAAGAAAGUCGUGCAGCAGCUACGGUUCGAGGCGAACAUCGACAGGGUGAAGGUGUCUCAGGCGGCGGCGGAGCUCCAGCAGUUCUGCAUGCAGAACGCUCUGCAGGAUCCGCUGCUCACCGGCGUGUCGUCCAGCACCAACCCCUUCAGGACACAGAAGCUCUGCUCUUUCGUCUGAUGCUUACUGCCAAAUAAUCUCGUUUCCUGUUCCUGUGGCAUUUCUAAUUUAAACGACGAAACCUCUACCAUAACCUUCAAAAGCAGUGGACUACAACGUUACCUAUUGUCUCACCAAACCUGGAUCUCUUUAGUUGGCACUCUAGCCAAAUCUCUUUGUGCUGAGUUUUCACCUCGUUUCAGGAGCAUACGCUCUGAAAUCGGCAUUAACUGUUGAAGUGUGAUACAAAUGACCGUUUUAUUGUUGUUUUUAUUUCUUUUCCUCAUAAGGUGUCAUAAAGGACUGUAUGUGGUUGAGAACUGAAAUCUCUCUUGCCUUAACAAGUCAAAGACUUUUUUUUUUUUUUUUU